Molecule: messenger RNA, 3646 nt
Organism: Lepus europaeus (European hare)
Lineage: Eukaryota; Metazoa; Chordata; Mammalia; Lagomorpha; Leporidae
Gene: STX3
Product: syntaxin 3
Exons: 10
Coding region: 85-978 (297 amino acids)
Biological process (GO): intracellular protein transport; exocytic insertion of neurotransmitter receptor to postsynaptic membrane; synaptic vesicle fusion to presynaptic active zone membrane
Cellular component (GO): synaptic vesicle; plasma membrane; presynaptic active zone membrane
Molecular function (GO): SNARE binding; SNAP receptor activity
Source: RefSeq, a predicted model, not a curated record
CUAGCUCCCUCGCCACUUCCGGGCGCUCACCUGGGGCGCGCUCACCUGGGGCGCGCUCCCGGCCUCGGGCGCCCCGGCGGCAGGAUGAAGGACCGGCUGGAGCAGCUGAAGGCCGAGCAGCUGACACAGGACGAUGACACUGAUGAGGUCGAGAUCGCUAUUGACAACACAGCUUUCAUGGAUGAGUUCUUUUCAGAGAUUGAAGAAACUCGGCUCAACAUUGACAAGAUCUCAGAGCACGUGGAGGAGGCCAAGAAACUCUACAGUAUCAUUCUUUCUGCACCAAUUCCGGAGCCAAAAACCAAGGAUGACCUAGAGCAGCUCACAACUGAGAUCAAGAAAAGAGCCAACAAUGUCCGGAACAAGCUGAAGAGCAUGGAGAGGCACAUUGAAGAAGAUGAGGUCCGGUCAUCUGCAGACCUUCGGAUUAGGAAAUCUCAGCACUCUGUCCUCUCCCGGAAGUUUGUGGAGGUGAUGACCAAAUACAACGAAGCUCAGGUGGACUUCCGUGAACGCAGCAAAGGGAGAAUCCAGCGGCAGCUUGAAAUCACUGGCAAAAAGACAACAGAUGAGGAACUGGAGGAGAUGUUAGAGAGUGGCAACCCAGCCAUCUUCACCUCUGGGAUCAUCGACUCCCAGAUUUCCAAACAAGCGCUCAGUGAGAUCGAGGGUCGGCACAAGGACAUCGUGAGGCUGGAGAGCAGCAUCAAGGAGCUUCACGACAUGUUUAUGGACAUCGCCAUGCUGGUGGAGAAUCAGGGUGAGAUGUUAGAUAACAUAGAGCUGAAUGUCAUGCACACAGUGGACCAUGUGGAGAAGGCACGAGAUGAGACUAAAAAAGCUGUGAAAUACCAGAGUCAGGCCCGGAAGCCUGGCGUGGCCACCCUUGUCUGCAGAUGGGAACGGAGUUUGAAUGGCCUUCCUGAGAGUGCGUGGGACCUGUUCCUUUGUUUCCUUGUGAACCAUCCUUGGACCUGACUCAGCAAACAGUCUACCCCUGGAGGAAUCUAAUCUACCUGAAGCAACCCUGAGUUCUCAGAACCACCUGCUGCCCCACCAGCUGACGUACCAUUCUCCUGGACCAUAGGAACCAGUGGGCUUCUUUUUCCUCCUGGGGUGUGCCAAAUUAUGCCUUGUACCUUGGAGAGCCCACGUGAGACCCUCCCAAAGGUGCUGUAUGUUCUACCUCAUGGGGUAUUCUCCUGGCAACUUCAGUGUACUUUUUUAGGAGAGUAUCUUUAACAAAGCAGAGGGAUUCUUAGUUUGGCAACAAUAAGGCUUGGAUCUGAGUCUUCUACCUGAUGCCAAUGCUCGGUUUGUUGUCCCCAUGUUCUAAAAACACACAGACUGGCAGAUGCCAUUUUGGUCUGAGAGGCUGACUUGUUUGAAAUUCUUAAUUUCAUAUGUUCAGCUUGGGGCCAAUUUACUCUUUAUCUAUGUCGUAUUCUCUCAUGUUUACUAAGGAGGGACCAGGAUGAUAUGGUCAUCUGAGGCUAUCAUUUGCAAAGGCUGGGAGUAUUGCAUAUUUGUUCCCAUGUCUGAGGUUUGGAAACUUUGCUAUUAGAGAGUGAUUCUUUGUGAAGCCAUUGCUUUGAGGUCAAAAAUAACCAGGGAUUUCAAACUGGGCCAGGGACAAGGUGCUAGAGUCUCAGACUCCAGAAAUAUUUGAGACUGGUAUUAUAUCAGUUUGAGUAUUUGGUCACACAUGUGUUCCAGAUAUAAAUAUAUUUAUAUAAAUUUUAUAUAUAUAUUUAUAUAAAUAUAUUUAUAACUGUGUGUGUGAGAUGUAUGUGCAUGUAUGUGUGUGUGUCUCAAGAAGUAAGAAACUAGAAGUGAAUGACCUCAAAAAAAAAAAAAAGGUUAGGCUAAAAAUUGCAGACACUUGCCUACUUGCAAAUGAAUCACUAUAGGAAUAUGAUCUUCCCAUGUCAACAAGAAACUUGUUUUCUAGUCGAGGAAUGGGAGAAUCCAAUGAUCAAAUGAGAUUUUUGGAGUGAAGAUCUAUCUAGUUGAUCCCUACUCAGUUUUUCUGCAUAGCAGAGAAGUGUAGUGUUUUGACAUCUUCCCUAUCUGCUGCCUAUGAUAGGCUCAUCCCAAGAAUAUCCCACAGCAACUUGAUGUUAUCACAUGACCUAUGGGAUAUUGUGUCUCCAGGACUGAGUCAGUUGGGAGAGACCAGCGACUACAGAGUAGAUCUUCCUGUUGGGUUAAUGAACUAGACUGCUUGUGUCCCCUAAUUCUUAAUAUGCAGGAAGCAACAGCUAGGAUAUCUUCUAAUGUCUGUGUUAACUCAGUGGCAAGUGCCUCAGAUUCCCUGCUGGUCUUGGCCAGUCUCCCUGAUUUGGGGUACCGGCUAUAUUUCAGCUUUGACGUUAAAGCUUUUCAGGGUAGGGUGAGCGGCACCCUAAUCCAGAUGCUGCUCAUUAGCUUGCUUUGCAAAGGCUACUCACUCCUAGUCAUCACCUAGCAAUCAGACAGAACCAACGGAUUGCCCCUUUGCCCGUGGUUAUGAUGUCAAAUAGUGGACUGACUCCAGCAACAGGGGAACAGACUUUAAUCAUAGGCCUUUACUGACCACUGAGAGUGAGGCCUCGGGCUCACAGACUGGGAUACAGCAUGUGAAGGUGGUUUUUUUUUUUUUUUUUUGGUUUAUAAUUUUUAAAAAUGUAAAUGAUUAUUUUAUUGCUAACUUAAAAAUAAAUGACUUUGUAUUGAUUGUGAAAUAGUCUGGCUCUACCUUCCUGCAAGACAAGGUGACUUGGUGCCACCAUGUGGUAGAUUUUUGUCCAGGUUUUGGAAUGGGGCUAAAAUCUUUUUAUUCAAUCACACUGUUUCAAAAGAUCAGAUUUUUGCAAAAGAUUUAACUCCCAAAGCAUGUGAUGUGACUGUAUCUGAGCUUCAGACUUAAAGUGCUGCCUCCAAAAGAAUCACGUUCUUUAUUGAGAGCAUCUAGCUUUAGGGGGAAGUGGGGGAGAUCUCUCCUAUAUUAUCUAAAAGGCAGAACCACCUUACACUAAACAUCCUCUGAUCGAGGCUUGGAUGUUUCACCAGGAAAUAACAUUUCUGUUCACAUUCUGGGUUCAAGAAGCCAGAUCCAUCACCUCCCUCCUCUGGUACUCCCUUUCCCUUCAUACCCUAGUCCACGUCCUGGACUCCCUUCCCAGAACUCAGUGCUUACACAGGAAUGGUUCUCAUGUGCUUUUUCUUUCCUUGUUGGGAUGAGCAGAAGAAGAUCAUGAUCAUGAUCUGCUGUAUUAUCCUUGCGAUCAUCUUAGCUUCUACCAUUGGGGGCAUAUUUGCCUGAACAAGGUGAGCCAUCUGGAGGGAGGGUCAGGCCUGCCGUUCCUUGAACUCUUGUGUCUGGGAGCAUGCAUUUUUUUGUCACCAGGUGGUAGGACUGACACAGGUUAGGACCUUAGAAAACUAAAAAAAAAAAAGGUGUACAUCUCAUAGGAAAAUGAGUGAAGAAUGAGUUGGUAGCAGGUAGUGGGAUGUGGGGGGAGGAGUAAAGGAGAUGGAAGGCAGAAGUCUGACCCACAGAGUGCUUCGCAUACAUUAAAGAUGUUGAUUCCUGUGGCAAAAUUUGAGCCUUGGUGUUGGGAAUGGUGAAAGGAUUCAGUUUUUGUAUGAGAUGUACCUGAGCUCU